AUGAACACAGAGCCGCCAGUAGCUGAUUGGAUAUCGUUUGUGUUAGGUCCCCGACAGUGUACCGGAAUGAGACUAGCGCAUAUGGAGGAGAAGCUCGCUCUCGCUCAUCUGCUGAUAAGAUAUGACAUAGCAACAACUAAUGAUACCAUGCGGAACGAACACGUGGAACGAAUGUUUGCCAAACUCGGCGAAAAAAGUGAAAGCAUCGGUCUUCAGCUGAGUCUGCGAACGCUGUUCGAAGCGGAUGGGUCGAGAAAUGAACAUGAAGAACAACUUGACCUCCGAGCUGUGCAGGGGGAAAAGAGGGAAAAGGGCGGUUCAGGGAGCACAUGGGAUCAUCGGGGAUUUAGCGAAGAGGACCAAGAGUACCAUGAUCAUCUCCCUAACAUCAAAGUAUUUCCUGCCUUGACCUAUGUCUCAGAAACCUGA
Necator americanus (New World hookworm) is the source of this 429-nucleotide messenger RNA. RefSeq lists its product as uncharacterized. Gene Ontology annotation, molecular function: oxidoreductase activity, acting on paired donors, with incorporation or reduction of molecular oxygen; iron ion binding; monooxygenase activity. Lineage: Eukaryota; Metazoa; Nematoda; Chromadorea; Rhabditida; Ancylostomatidae. Bases 1 to 429 code for a protein of 142 amino acids. The transcript is spliced from 3 exons. The record is from RefSeq and is a predicted model, not a curated record.